UUUUAUUUUGCAAAAAAUGAAGCAAUUAGUUACCUUAUUGUUAUUAAUUAGUACAUUAUUAAUGUUUAAGCUAGAAACUUGCUAUGGCGAUUGUGAGGUUUAUGGUUUGGUCUUAAAAAAGGGUGAAGCUAAAACUGUUCCGGGCAAAUGCAGUCAAGUGGUAUGUGUAGGGAAUCGUUACGAUGAAUACGAGAUAGAAAAUUGCCCAAACGCUUAUAGCCCUAAAGACUGUACAUUUGUUCCAGUGGAUCUAACAAAAACAUAUCCCAAGUGUUGUCCCCAUUGGAAAUGUGCAGAUGCAAGAUGAAUGAAAAGCUUUCAAUUUACAAAAAAAAAAAAAAACCAAAAAUAUUUAUGAAA
Molecule: messenger RNA, 360 nt
Organism: Glossina fuscipes
Lineage: Eukaryota; Metazoa; Arthropoda; Insecta; Diptera; Glossinidae
Gene: ssp7
Exons: 3
Coding region: 17-307 (96 amino acids)
Source: RefSeq, a predicted model, not a curated record